Magnolia sinica is the source of this 806-nucleotide messenger RNA. Its product is annotated as protein DMP2-like. Gene Ontology annotation, biological process: endomembrane system organization. The transcript has a single exon. The coding region runs from base 63 to 635 and encodes 190 amino acids. The record is from RefSeq and is a predicted model, not a curated record. NCBI's taxonomy places the organism in Eukaryota, Viridiplantae, Streptophyta, Magnoliopsida, Magnoliales, Magnoliaceae.
AGGCUCAAAACAGCCUAUCAAACACCAAAACACACAAACAAACCAAGAACCACAAAACCCAAAUGGCCAAAGACUCCCAAACCAACUCCACCCAACAAACCAUAGGAGACAAAACUCUCAAAGGAGUAGGAAACCUCAUCAAGCUUCUCCCCACAGGAACUGUCUUCCUAUUCCAGUUCCUCUCUCCUGUCUUAUCCAACUAUGGCCAUUGCUCCACCAUCAACAAGUACUUGACAGGCGCACUCCUCACUGUCUGCGGCUUCUCAUGUUGUUUCUCAUCGUUCACAGAUAGUUACAAGGCGAGUGAUGGGAAGAUUUACUACGGCAUCGUCACGAAAAAUGGGAUGUGGACCUUUUCCGACUCGAACUCAGGGUCAGUGCAGCUCUCUAGCUACAAACUACGAUUUAGCGAUUUUGUCCAUGCAGCAUUUUCAUUGAUCGUGUUCGCGGUCGUGGCACUCAUGGACCCCAACACCGUCAGUUGCUACUAUCCAUCGUUCGAAUCAACCCAGAAGGCAGUUCUUAUGGCGGUGCCACCGGUGGUUGGUGUGAUAUCAAGUUCGGUUUUCACGGUUUUCCCAAACAAGCGCCAUGGCAUUGGCUACCCUCCAACCCAGGCUUCUGACUCUUCUUAAGCAUGCCGAUAACAUUUCCAUGUGUUAUGAUUACUAUUGGGGUUGUGUUGUCCGCUAAAUGGUUUUUAAAUCAUAGUUUGUAUUAAAAAUGUUGGUUUGAUUAUUUAUUAAUUAUUACUGGUUUGUUUGUUACAAGAAACUUUUUUAUUUUAAUCAACUUAUUUAAUAGAC